Messenger RNA from Aspergillus japonicus CBS 114.51, 3216 nucleotides. Its product is annotated as MCM DNA helicase complex subunit MCM2. NCBI's taxonomy places the organism in Eukaryota, Fungi, Ascomycota, Eurotiomycetes, Eurotiales, Aspergillaceae. The transcript is spliced from 5 exons. Gene Ontology annotation, cellular component: nucleus; MCM complex. Gene Ontology annotation, biological process: mitotic DNA replication initiation; DNA replication; double-strand break repair via break-induced replication. The record is from RefSeq and is a predicted model, not a curated record. The coding region runs from base 46 to 2739 and encodes 897 amino acids. Gene Ontology annotation, molecular function: single-stranded DNA helicase activity; single-stranded DNA binding; 3'-5' DNA helicase activity.
CUUCAAUCCCACCCCCCAUACUGCCGGUCAGAAACACCAGACACAAUGAGUUCACCACUACGCCCAAGCCAUUUCGCCGCAAAUCGCGGCCUGGGAAACCUCGGUCGACGCAAGAGAGACAGAGAACCCGAUGAUGAGACUUCAUCGGUCGCCCCUCCUUCGAGUCCUCCCCCUUCUUCCCCUCCUAUGCUCCCUUUCGACGAGGAUGACAAUGAGGGAGAUGAAGAGGCUGACAUGCUGGGCGAUAUCGACGAUCUCGAUGAGAUGGCCGAAGAUGAAGAUGGCAUUGACUUGUUCGGCGAUACCUUUGAGAAAGAUUACAGAAGCACACAAGACCAGCAAUACCGCGGAACGUACAUCGACGACGACGGCGACCAUGAGGAGCUGGAUAUGGCCACUCGUCGUCAGCUGGAAGCUCGCUUAAACAAGAGAGAUCGGGAACUGGAGCGCCGUCGCCGCAUGCCUGCCGCCUUCCUGCAGGACGAUGAAGAUGCCGAAGUCGAUCUCACUCGUCAGCCCCGUCGGCGCAGACACCACUACGACGAGGAUCGGGAUGACGUUGAGAUGGGCGACGAUGUCAUGGAAGAGCUCUCCCUGGAGGAGUUGACCGACGUCAAGGCUCCGAACAUCACCGACUGGGUUCUUCAGCCUCAAGUCCUGCGAUCCAUCUACCGCGAGUUCAAGGCGUUCCUUACGGAAUUCACCGACCCUACUGGUAGUUCCGUCUACGGUAACAAGAUUAAGACCCUUGGUGAGGUGAACUCCGCAUCGCUUGAGGUCAGCUAUGUGCACCUCCUCAACACCAAGGCUGCUCUUGCAUACUUCCUUGCCAACGAGCCCACCGAGGUAUUGAAAGUCUUCGAUCAAGUUGCCCUCGAUGUGACUCUGUUCCACUACCCGCAAUACCACGAUAUCCACAACGAGAUUCAUGUCCGGAUCACGGACCUCCCCGUCAUUUACACUCUCCGCCAACUCCGUCAGUCCCACCUCAACUGCCUUCUGCGUGUCAGCGGUGUCGUCACUCGCCGCACUGGCGUCUUCCCUCAGAUGAAAUAUGUUAUGUUCAUUUGCGGGAAGUGUAGGACGCACCUGGGUCCCUUCCAACAGGAAGCCAGUGCGGAAGUCAAGAUCACAUUCUGUCAGAACUGUCAGGCCAAGGGACCUUUUACCGUUCACUCCGAGAAGACAGUGUACCGCAACUACCAGAAGUUGACCCUGCAGGAAUCCCCUGGCUCUGUCCCCGCCGGUCGUCUCCCCCGCCAGCGCGAGAUCGUUCUUCUUGCCGACCUUAUCGACUCGGCCAAGCCUGGUGAUGAAAUCGAGGUUACCGGUAUCUACCGCAACAGCUACGAUGCGCAGCUCAACAACAAGAACGGAUUCCCCGUCUUCGCCACGAUCAUCGAGGCCAAUCACAUCGUCAAGUCCCACGACCAGCUGGCUGGUUUCCACCUGACGGAAGAGGAUGAGCGAGAAAUCCGCGCCCUGUCCAGAGACCCCGAGAUUGUCGACAAGAUCGUUCGCUCGAUUGCCCCCAGUAUCUACGGUCACCUAGACGUCAAGACCGCCAUCGCGCUGUCCCUCUUCGGUGGAGUCAGCAAGCAGGCCCAAGGCAAGAUGUCCAUCCGUGGAGAUAUCAACGUGCUGCUGCUUGGUGACCCCGGUACCGCCAAGUCCCAGUUCCUGAAGUACACCGAGAAGACGGCACAUCGAGCCGUAUUCGCCACGGGUCAGGGUGCUAGUGCAGUCGGUUUGACGGCCAGUGUCCGGCGAGAUCCCUUGACCAGCGAAUGGACGCUGGAAGGAGGUGCUCUCGUGUUGGCGGACCGAGGUACCUGCCUGAUUGACGAGUUCGACAAGAUGAACGACCAGGACCGGACCUCGAUCCACGAGGCCAUGGAACAGCAGACGAUCUCCAUCUCUAAGGCCGGUAUUGUCACGACGCUGCAAGCGCGCUGUGCCGUUGUGGCCGCCGCCAACCCAAUCGGCGGCCGCUACAACAGCUCCGCCCCGUUCUCGCAUAACGUCCAACUCACCGAACCCAUCCUGUCUCGUUUUGAUAUCCUGUGCGUCGUCCGCGACUUGGUUGACCCCACCGAGGACGAGCGCCUGGCCAACUUUGUCGUGGAGUCGCACUCGCGCGCCAACCCCUCCCGCCCUCUCCGCGACGAGGACGGCAACCUGGUCAACGCAGACGGCCACCCCAUCGACGAAGAUGGCUACCGCAUCAACAAGAAGACCAAGGAACGCCUCCCACCCACCCAGGAGGAGCUUGCCGCGCGCGAAGCCGAGGCCCGCAAGCGCGAGGAGGAGAAAGAGGGUGAGAUCCCGCAAGAGCUGCUCCGCAAGUACAUCCUGUACGCCCGGGAACGGUGCCACCCGAAGCUGUACCAGAUCGACCAAGACAAGAUCGCCCGUCUCUUUGCCGACAUGCGCCGUGAGUCUCUGGCCACGGGUGCCUACCCUAUUACCGUCCGUCACCUCGAAGCCAUCAUGCGUAUCGCCGAAUCCUUCUGCAAGAUGCGUCUCUCGGAGUAUUGUUCCGCCCAGGACAUCGACCGCGCCAUCGCCGUGACCGUCGACUCGUUCAUCGGCAGUCAAAAAGUCAGCUGCAAGAAGGCUCUUUCUCGUGCAUUCGCCAAGUACACCCUCUCCCGACCCAAGCCGCAAUCCCGUCGCAAAGCAGGCAUCCCCGCCCCGGACCCAUUCCGCCCGAGAAUGUCGUCCGUUCGGCCCCGGUAGAGGGUCUGCUUUCGAUGUUAAUCGUCCGAAUGAUUCCCGCCUGUUUUUCCUAUUCCUUCCCUCCCCUUCACAAAUCCGGGGCUGCGUUUAAGGAAAGAAAAGCUUUCAGCGAGGGUAUCUCCACGACACAGCACCUCCUUCUCUUUUUUUUUUCCCCUCUUCUUUUUCCCCUGCGGGAUUUAAAGUCUGGAAUACCCGGACACCGGGAUGAAACGAUCUAUCGAUGUUAUCAACAAGUUCUUGCGGGCAACGUUUUGCAUUUCACAUUUUCACCGUCAUGAAUUUUCCUAGUAUGCGUGCGGCGAGGGGGAGUUCGGGUUUCUGAUUCAUUAGGGAAAUAGGGGGGGGUCUUGGGUUUUUAUCUUAUUUUUUUGUUGUUGAAAUAUCUGUGAUGCGAUGUGAUGCGAUGUGAUGUGAUAUGGGAAGUAUUCCCCGGAGAGGAGCAGACAUAUACCUACCUACCUACCUUACUUAGUU